GUCGGAUAAUAUCGUAGAAUACACUAUAUUUGAGCCUUCUCACGAGGUAGAACGUUGAAGAAUCACACUAUGCACGCUUAUGCAUGAUUGCAUACUACUACCAGUAGUCUAGCACCAUGAGAGAUCUGGGGUACCAUGAAUUGCCUUUGGAGUCUUGGACCAUCCACACCUUCACGCACCUACGCCGACUUCACUGAUUGCUACAUGAUUCCCACGAAAUCACCGCCCUGACCAGUCUGCCACAGACCGUUGCGCGGACGUCACGACAAUCCUGCCCCUCGCAGACCCUGUUGGCAGCGCGGCACCAAUCGGUCGGUCAUGAGCAGUCGAGGCGCGUUGGCGACACAGCAUUCUUGAUUCCCACUAGCAUCCAACCGCCGCCAUGGACGCUGCAAAAUCAUCCGCGCAAGAACGAGAUGCGGCGGGCAAAGAUGCGCCCAAGCCGGGCGAUGCUGCGGGUGCAUCAGCGCCAGCCUCCGCAAAGGGCAAGCCUCGACUCUUGCUGAUGGGUCAGAGACGUUCGGGUAAAUCAUCUAUAUCCAGCGUCGUCUUCCACAAGCUGCCGCCGCACGAGACACUGUUUCUCGAGUCGACGGCACGCAUCCAGAAAGACUCCAUGGCGUCGUUCAUGGACUUUCAGGUGUGGGACUUUCCCGGCCAGAUUGACAUUCUCGAGAACCCCGACUUUGACAUGGAAGCCAUCUUUGGCCAGGUCGGCGCCCUCAUCUGGGUCAUUGACGCACAGGACGACUACCUCGAGGCCGUCGCCCGUCUCAACGCCACCAUCCUCGCCCUUCAGGGCAACUAUCCCCUCAUCAACAUCGAGGUCUUCAUCCACAAGGUCGACGGGCUGAGCGAUGACUACAAGCUCGACAUUCAGCGCGAUAUUACCAUCCGCAUCCAGGACGAGCUCAGUGACCACGGCUGCGAGAACGCGCCCGUCACGUUUCACCUGACGAGCAUCUACAACCACUCCAUCUUUGAGGGCUUCAGCAAGGUCAUCCAGAAACUCAUCCCCCGGCUCGGCACGCUCGAGAGCAUGCUCACCAACCUGUGCCGGACGUGCCGCUUCGAAAAGGCCUACCUGUUCGACGUCCUCAGCAAGAUCUACAUUGCCACCGACUCGUCCCCGGCCGACAUGGCCUCGUACGAGAUCUGCUCCGACUACAUUGACGUCAUCAUCGACAUCACCGAGGUGUACGGCACGUGGCAUCGCAGCGAGGACGGUCGGAAGAAGCUCGAGGGCGCGCCGUGGGGCGUCAAGCUCGAGGACCAGGUCGGCUGUGCGACGGCCGAGAGCUGUCUCGUCCUGCACGACAGCAGGAAGCCCAUCAUGCUGCGUGAGGUGGAUCGCUACCUGGCGCUCGUGGCGAUUAUGAAGGAGGACUCGUACGACAAGAUGCCCCUGGUUAACAUGAAUGUGGAUGCCGUUGUCGAGGGCCUCACAGAGUUCUUUAACAUUACGAGAAGGAAGGGUUAGCGUGUGUAGUACGUUCUUAUUCUAUCAAUAUCCAUCUCGGCGUCUUGAAAUAAGAAAC
Molecule: messenger RNA, 1538 nt
Organism: Emericellopsis atlantica
Lineage: Eukaryota; Fungi; Ascomycota; Sordariomycetes; Hypocreales; Bionectriaceae
Product: Gtr1/RagA G protein conserved region-domain-containing protein
Exons: 4
Coding region: 383-1480 (365 amino acids)
Biological process (GO): cellular response to amino acid stimulus; positive regulation of TOR signaling; regulation of autophagy
Cellular component (GO): Gtr1-Gtr2 GTPase complex; nucleus; fungal-type vacuole membrane
Molecular function (GO): GTPase activity; GTP binding
Source: RefSeq, a predicted model, not a curated record